Messenger RNA from Caenorhabditis briggsae, 1590 nucleotides. RefSeq names its product Protein CBR-CCT-2 (gene Cbr-cct-2). NCBI's taxonomy places the organism in Eukaryota, Metazoa, Nematoda, Chromadorea, Rhabditida, Rhabditidae. The transcript is spliced from 5 exons. Gene Ontology annotation, cellular component: cytosol; chaperonin-containing T-complex. The coding region runs from base 1 to 1590 and encodes 529 amino acids. The record is from RefSeq and is a predicted model, not a curated record. Gene Ontology annotation, molecular function: ATP-dependent protein folding chaperone; ATP hydrolysis activity; ATP binding. Gene Ontology annotation, biological process: protein folding.
AUGCUCCCAGUACAAAUCUUGAAAGACAGUGCUCAGGAAGAGCGUGGAGAGAGCGCUCGUCUCAGCUCUUUCGUUGGUGCAAUUGCUAUCGGAGACUUGGUUAAAUCUACACUUGGGCCAAAAGGAAUGGACAAAAUUCUUAUCAGCGGAAAUCCGGAAAGUGCCGGAGGAAUCAAAGUCACCAAUGACGGAGCAACGAUUCUUAAAUCCAUCGGAGUCGAUAACCCAGCUGCUAAAGUUCUUGUUGAUAUGUCAAUGACUCAAGAUCAUGAAGUCGGAGACGGAACAACAUCCGUGACUGUUUUGGCUGCCGAGCUGCUCAAGGAGGCUGAGAAACUCGUUAAUCAACGUAUCCAUCCACAAACUAUCAUUUCUGGAUACAGACGUGCUCUCGGAAUCGCCCAAGAAGCAUUAAAGCAAUCGAGCAUCGAGUCGGGAGACAACAUCCGGGAGGACCUUUUGAAAAUUGCUCGCACCACUCUUGGAUCAAAGAUUCUCAGUCAACACAAAGAACACUUUGCUCAACUUGCCGUGGACGCAGUACUGAGAUUGAAGGGAUCUGGAAAUUUGGAUGCUAUUCAAAUCAUCAAGAAGCUUGGUGGAUCCAUGAAUGAAUCCUAUCUUGACGAAGGAUUCCUUCUCGAGAAACUUCCAGGCAUGUUCCAACCAAGAAGAGUCGAAAAGGCUAAGAUUCUCAUCGCUAAUACUCCAAUGGAUACUGACAAGGUGAAAGUUUUUGGAUCGAGGGUUCGUGUUGAUGGCGUUACUAAAGUUGCUGAACUUGAAGCUGCCGAAAAGUUGAAGAUGAAGGAGAAGGUUGACAAAAUCCUUGGUCACAACUGUAAUGUCUUCAUCAACCGUCAACUUAUCUACAACUACCCAGAGCAACUCUUCGCAGACGCCAAGGUUAUGGCUAUUGAGCACGCUGACUUCGAAGGAAUCGAGAGACUCGCUCUUGUGCUUGGAGGAGAGAUUGUCUCUACAUUCGACUCUCCUCAGACAGCUCAAUUUGGAUACUGUGAUCUGAUUGAGGAAAUCAUGAUCGGAGAGGAUCGACUUCUUCGAUUCUCCGGUGUCAAACUUGGAGAGGCUUGUUCGGUUGUUCUUCGUGGAGCAACUCAACAAAUUCUUGAAGAGUCGGAGAGAUCCCUUCAUGAUGCUCUCUGUGUCCUUGUCACUCACGUUAAAGAGUCGAAGACUGUGGCUGGAGCUGGAGCUAGUGAGAUCCUCAUGAGCACUGCUAUCGCCAUGGAAGCUCAAAAGGUUGCUGGUAAAGAGGCUCUCGCUGUGGAAGCUUUCGGAAGAGCUCUCGCUCAACUUCCAACUAUUAUUUGCGAUAACGCUGGACUUGACUCAGCAGAUCUUGUCACCAGACUCCGUGCAGAGCACGCUAAUGGUCGGCACAAUUUCGGAAUUGAUAUCGAGAAAGGAGAAGUUGCUGAUGUCACCAAGUUGGGAGUCAUUGAGUCUUACAAUGUCAAGUUGUGCAUGGUUUCUUCUGCCGCAGAAGCUACUGAACAAAUCCUCCGUGUUGAUGAUAUCAUCAAGGCGGCUCCCCGUGCUCGCGCUCCAGAUAACCGUCCAUGCUAA